This is a messenger RNA of Drechmeria coniospora, 2169 nucleotides long. RefSeq names its product protein-tyrosine phosphatase 2. Bases 1 to 2169 code for a protein of 722 amino acids. Gene Ontology annotation, biological process: protein dephosphorylation. Gene Ontology annotation, molecular function: protein tyrosine phosphatase activity. The transcript is spliced from 4 exons. NCBI's taxonomy places the organism in Eukaryota, Fungi, Ascomycota, Sordariomycetes, Hypocreales, Ophiocordycipitaceae. The record is from RefSeq and is a predicted model, not a curated record.
AUGGAGCAUAGCACCUGGGCGGCAUCGUACAAGCGACAGCGGAAGCGUACCAGUACAACGUACACAUGUACAAAGAGUGGUAUCGAGUACUUGCAGGUAGGUGCAGUGCCCGAGGUGCCGCCCCAGCUGGCGAUCUUCGCCCCGCGAUCCGACGACGAAUGGCCUGACGACCGACCUCACAUCCCACUCCAAUCCACCCCGUUAGGUCAUAAUACCUCUUCUCGCUUCUCUCGUCUCUCUCGUCUCUCUCGACUCUCUGGUCUUCUCUCGCCUCUCUGGUCUUCUCUCGCCUCGCUGGCCUCUCUGGAUUCUCUCGCCCCUCUGGACUCUCUCGCCUUACUCGCCUCACUCACCUCACUCGUUCUCUCGCUCCUCGCUCUCUCGCUUUCUCCAUCCCCCCCUCUCUCCCCCUCGUCCACUCUGGACCCGAAUUUUCCUUCUCGUUCCUCUGCUGGCUGGAGGGAAUCGCUUUGGCUCCCUUCCUUUGGCCUGUUUCUUGUUUGUCAACAACGCCCUCUGCUGCUUUUUGUCCCCCCCCCGGCCCUGUGCCGGUGUCGUGCCAUCCUGGGCCGCAUCAUUCACCAUCCGUCCCGGGCUUCCGUCCGGGUUGCCUCGCACUCGUUCCCUCGUCAGCGCCAGCAGCACUGGAAAGCCGCUCGACGUCCUGUCUCGGUUAAGCGCCUGUGCGAGAUUCCGCGCCUUCGCCGCAAGUCGAAGCCUCCCACCAUCGAAACAUCAAUCCUGCAACAAGGAAUCGCCUCCUCCGACGCCGAGGUCCAUCCUGCCGGCGCCGCGGGACCGGAACCGUCCGACCGUCCGCAGCCGAGCCCGGCGAAGAAGUCACCGUUUCGAAACCUCAGAAUCCGGCCGACGGCCAAGCGCGCCCGCGGCAUCUCGCCACCCACCCACUCUGCCAGCUCGCCCGUCAUCGCCGCCGUCUUCCAUCAGGACGGCAUCGCGCCCAAUGCCGCCUUGCGAUCCACCAACAGCGCCGUCGCCGAGGCCAAGGCUCAUGCCCAAGGCCAUGCUCACAAGCCCCGACCCGAGAUGCCGUCCUUCCUGGCGCUGUCGACACAAGAGAUCGAUCGCAAGUUCCACGAGAUCACCUGGGCUGAGCGGCUUCGUGUCGCCGAGGCCCAUCGCAACCAGAACAUCGACAAUUACAAGUGGGGGCACUACCAGCAGGGCGACUUUCACCAGCGAGGCUCCAUGGAUCGUUACAGCAACAUCCGGCCCUGGAACCACAACCGUGUCAGGCUCAAGGUUCCGGAGAACGAGUUCGACUACGUCAACGCCUCCACCAUAUCCCUACCCUCUCCGUCCAACGACAAGCUCCCGCCUCUUCGCUACAUCGCUAUGCAGGGUCCCACCAAGCCCUCGUUCGACUACGUGUGGCGCAUGAUAUCCGAGCAGAUGCCCUCCCCGGCCGUCAUUAUCCAGCUCACGACGAUGCUGGAGAACGGUCUCGUCAAGUGCCACCAAUACUUUCCCCACUACAAGGAGGAUUCCACCUGGUCCCUCAACGAGGACGACGUCUGGGCCGACGGAUGGGCCGCCCAGUUGACCUUUGCCUCUCUCGAGGAGGUCGAGGACGGCGCGAUAGAGAUUCGCAAGCUGCUGCUCAAGGUCGACGGAGACGACGAGACCCGCGUCAUUUGGCACUUCCUCUAUCGCCGCUGGCCCGAUUUUGGCGUCCCCAACGUCGAGGACAUGGACAGCUUCUUCUACUUGAUGAAGCUCUCGCGCGAGUUCAGCGCGCCUCUGGGCCCGCGCAUCGUCCACUGCAGCGCCGGCGUCGGCCGCACCGGAACCUUCAUCUGCCUCGAACACCUCAUCCGAGAGCUCGAGGCGGGCACCUACGAAAGAUGCAACAGCAAGCAGCCACCCGACCCCAUCUACGACACGGUCGAGUCCCUCCGUCAGCAGCGCCGCGGCAUGGUCCAGGGAGAUGUCCAGUACCAGUUCCUCUACAGCGUUUUGCGCAGGCUUUGGCGCAAAAAGUACGGCGGCCCACCCGAUGCCGCUGAUGGCGACGGCGACGACGACGCCGCCAGCCGGAGCGGCGAGCCCGCGGCGAAGAGACUCGAGGUUGCGGAUCCCUUCACGGACAAGGGCAACGACCGCAACGAGGCGGAGUCGAACCGCACCGCCGUCGGUUCCUCGAGGUAG